This is a messenger RNA of Trichophyton benhamiae CBS 112371, 1332 nucleotides long. RefSeq lists its product as uncharacterized. Gene Ontology annotation, cellular component: SAGA complex; SLIK (SAGA-like) complex; transcription factor TFIID complex. The record is from RefSeq and is a predicted model, not a curated record. Gene Ontology annotation, molecular function: transcription coactivator activity; RNA polymerase II general transcription initiation factor activity; protein heterodimerization activity. NCBI's taxonomy places the organism in Eukaryota, Fungi, Ascomycota, Eurotiomycetes, Onygenales, Arthrodermataceae. Bases 1 to 1332 code for a protein of 443 amino acids. The transcript is spliced from 3 exons. Gene Ontology annotation, biological process: RNA polymerase II preinitiation complex assembly; transcription initiation at RNA polymerase II promoter.
AUGUCGCUCUGGAACCCAGAUAACAUCCGUGAUGUCGCUGAAUCCGUCGGGAUAAACUCGCUGAACGACGAUGUAGUCGAGAACCUAUCCCGCGACGUCGAGUACCGCAUUUCCCAAGUGCUGGAGGAAGCUCUUAAGUUCAUGAGGCACGGCAAGCGAACACUGCUCACGACACAAGACGUAUCGAAUGCGCUGCGAGUGCUGGACGUCGAACCGCUAUAUGGCUAUGAAUCCGCGCGCCCGCUGAGGUUCGGCGAGGCGACGAUAGGUCCCGGCCAGCCGCUGUUUUACGUUGAGGACGACGAGGUUGAUUUUGAGAAGUUGAUUAAUGCGCCACUUCCAAAGGUGCCUAGGGAGAUAUCCUUUACCGCCGUCGAAGGCGUACAGCCUACGAUACCGCAGAACCCUACGGCGGCGGACACACGGCACCUCGAGCUAGUAUCCAAGGGCCCGAAUGCGAACGCCAACCUGGCUGCUAUGAGCGGCAAUGAGAAUGUUAACGUCAAGCCAUUGGUUAAACAUAUACUCUCGAACGAGCUGCAGCUUUACUUUGAGCGGGUGUGCAAUGCAUUCCUGGACGAGUCGAACGAGGAGUUCCGCAACUCUGCGUUUUCAAGCUUGAAGGAAGACCCAGGCUUGCACCAGCUGGUUCCGUACUUUGUGCAGUUUAUAUCAGAGAAAGUUACGCAUAAUAUCAAGGACAUCUUUGUCCUAACACAGGUGAUGCAUAUGAUCGAGGCCCUGAUACGGAAUCCGACAUUAUACAUUGACCCUUACGUUGCACCGUUGAUUCCACCGGUGUUGACAUGCCUUAUAGGCCGCCAGCUCGGUAGCAGUAACGACGCAGUAGAACACUUUGCACUACGAGACCUCUCGUCGUCUCUGGUGGGGAUGAUAGCGAAAAAGUACUCGCAGUCUUCACACACUCUCAAGCCCCGUCUGGCACGAACGUUCCUGAAGACCUUCCUGGACCCUGGUCAGACUUUCGGUGCCCACUACGGUGCCAUAAUUGGGCUCCAAUCCAUUGGCGGCCCAAACGUCAUUCGCGAGCUGAUUAUCCCUAACCUGCCCGUGUACGAAGUCGUGCUGAAGGACGCCGUGACGGACGAGGGCCUUCGGAAAGCAGAGGCAGAGAAAGUGACGGGGGUGAUCAUUGCCGUGCUCUCGACGAUCCAGGACGAGUCUCUCGCCCACACAAACGGCUUCUCGGACGCUGCGGCAGAGGCGCUGGGCAAGGAGCUUGCUGCAAAGGUCGGCGAGCUGAUUGCCUCCCGCAUCAUCGAGUCUGGCCAGCUGCCUCUCGCCAGGGCGAUUCUCGAGAAGCAGCAGUGA